AUGAAGUGGGCUUUGCCUUUGUUGCUGGCCUUUGUGCCUUGGACUGUGGCAGAUUUUGGGAAUACAACUGAGUUGCUCAAGACUCUGCCUAGCUGUUCGUCUCCUUGUUACGAAGACUCUUUUGGAAAAUCAGGAUGUAGCACUACCGAUGUAGCUUGCUUAUGUGGAGGAGGACAGAAGACCAUCAAAACGGCUGAGGGGUGCGCAGCUCAGGUUUGCCAUGUCAAAGACAGUUUGACCACUCUAAACAUGACCUAUACCUACUGCGAUUAUCCCGUCCGCGACAAGACCGAAAUCUUCAUCAACGUUACAAUCGUCCUCGGCGUCAUCUCCGGCGUUUCUAUUCUCCUGCGUCUCGGCACAAAAUACUUCCUCAGCAACGCUGACUAUGGUCUCGACGAUCUUUUCAUUUGUCUCACACUUCUUAUCGGAAUGCCUUCGACUGCGAUGAAUAUACACGGUACAGCAGGACACGGAGAGGGACGUGAUAUCUGGACGCUCGAGUUUGACCAGAUCACCAAAUUCGGCUUUUAUUUCUGGCUUCUCGAGGUGUUCUACUUUGCUCAAGUCUCGUUCCUCAAGACGUCGUUGUUGUUCUUUUAUCUCCGUAUCUUCCCUGGCAAGGCGCAGAAGCUUCUUUGGGGAACUAUUGUUUUCAAUACUGUUUAUGGAGUCGUCUUUGUUUUCUUAGCUGCCUUUCAGUGCACGCCUGUCAACUACUUCUGGCUUAGCUGGGAUGGUGAGCAUGAAGGAAAAUGUUUCAACAUCGCAUCCAUCGGCUGGGCGAAUGCGGCUAUCAGUAUCAUCUUGGACUUUUGGAUGCUAGGCAUCCCCAUGUGGUACAUCCGUAAACUCAAGUUACACUGGAAGAAGAAAAUUGGUGUUGCCGCCAUGUUUAUCGUUGGAACUUUUAUCACUAUCGUGAGCAUCAUCCGCUUGCAGUACAUCGUCCACCUUGGAUCUUCAACAAACCCAACCUACGACCAAACAGAUGUGUCAAUCUGGUCGACUGUGGAGAUCAAUAUCGGCAUUAUCUGCGCAUCCAUGCCUGCUUUGAGAGUCCUUCUCGUCCGUAUCUUCCCCGCUCUCGGCGGCUCCUCCCACGACUCAAGCAAAUACAACAAUUACGGCGAAAACUACGGCCGCAAGUCACAUGUUCUAAGCCGUAGUCGGGCUGCUCGGGUGGAGCUCCCCUCGGAGACGGGCGACUCGGACCAUUCGCCUGAGCAUGGAGGAAUAGAAAUGCACAGGACAUUUCAAGUGCAGUAUAGUGAGAAUGAUGAGCAAAGCCUGGUAGAUGGGCCGAGCAAGUACAAUAAGACACAGGUUAUAUCGGAGACAAGGAGGUCACGCGAUACUGGCGAUAACUCAAUUUAG
Messenger RNA from Fusarium venenatum, 1377 nucleotides. RefSeq lists its product as uncharacterized. NCBI's taxonomy places the organism in Eukaryota, Fungi, Ascomycota, Sordariomycetes, Hypocreales, Nectriaceae. The record is from RefSeq and is a predicted model, not a curated record.